AUGUUGAGACUACCACCUACUAAUUCUCAAGAUAAAGUUCGUUUAACUCGUUUACAUGCUUAUUAUUGUAGCAAUAGUUGCUCUUACGACCGAACAAUAAAAUACAUUGAGAAACAUAUUGAGUUACUGUCGACGAAGGAUGCCGCAACAACAGCAGAAACGGUUGCCAAUUUACAUAAAAAAAUUGCUUUAAUUUAUUUUAAUGAAAAAGAAAAUUAUCAUUUAGCAUUAAAAUAUUAUCAGAAAUCAUUAGAAUUGCAUCAAUUAAAUUAUAUAAGUUAUAAUGGAGAAAAAUCGGCAAGUUUAAAUCACUCAAUUGGCGCAUGUUAUAGUCGUUUAUGUGACUAUAAAACAUCAUUAGUCUAUUAUGAGCAAGCACUUCUUCUAUAUGAACAAUAUUCACCUACAAUAUUUGAUCGUCAUUCAAUGUUCGAAUGUUUAGCUUUCUUGUAUUAUCGGAAUGAUCAAUUUGAAACAUCAAUUGAAUAUUAUCUAAAAUAUUUUAAAUUAUUUGACGGUCAACAAUCACUACCACAAGAUAUCAUCUAUCAUUAUCGAGCUAUCGGUGAUUGUUAUGGUAAUAUAAAAGAUUACACAAAAGCUGUAGAAUAUUAUAGAAAAGCUUUAGACACGAAAAAAAAUGAUGCCGCCACAUUGAAUAAAAUCGGUUUAACAUAUUGUAAGCAAUUAGAAUAUCUGUUAGCUAUAAACUAUUUCCAAAUGGCAUUAGAAACGGCCCAAGAUUUCCCUAGUUUAGCUAUUAUCUGCAGCAAUUUAGGUAAUUGUUAUGGGGAAGCAAAACUAUUUGAUUUAGCGAUUGAUUAUUACAUGAAAUCAAUUCAUUUCCACCAAAAAGAAAAAAAUAAUGAAAAACAGAUUAGUAUUGUCUAUAAGUCUAUUGGUUACUGUUACGAUGGAAAAAAUAUGUUUCCGGAAGCUAUUACCGCCUAUUUGAAAUGUUUAGAAUAUAAAUACGAAAAAACAUCAUCGAUAUUUGAUAAAAUUGGAUUUUCAUAUUGGAACAACAAUGAUUAUGAUCAGGCUUGUGUAUAUUGGUUAAAAACAUUAAAAAUUGAAGAAGAAGAAAAACAACAACAAAAUAAAGGUAUCGUUUGA
Molecule: messenger RNA, 1116 nt
Organism: Didymodactylos carnosus
Lineage: Eukaryota; Metazoa; Rotifera; Eurotatoria; Philodinida; Philodinidae
Source: the annotation of a GenBank genome assembly